UUUUUCAAAUAGCGAAGCUCGAGUCAGAUCACCGUCGGUAUUCUCCGGUGGUUCCGAUGGCGACGGAAUCGUCGGAAGGAGAAGAAGAAGGGAAGAUCACCGGAGGGAACCCCGUGCUCGCCGUCGACGACGACCUCCGCGAGAUGGGCAAGAAGGCCGUCUGGAGCGUCAGCUCCUGCAAGCCCGGCAAUGGCGUCUCCUCCCUGCGCGACGACAACCUCGACACUUACUGGCAAUCCGACGGCGCGCAGCCUCAUUUGGUGAACGUUCAGUUCCAGAAGAAAGUGAAGCUCCAGAUGGUGGCUCUGUACGUGGAUUUCAAGCUUGAUGAGAGUUAUACGCCCAGUAAGAUCUCGAUUCGCGCCGGGGACGGGUUCCACAAUCUGAAGGAGAUAAAGACGGCGGAGCUCGUGAAGCCGGCUGGUUGGAUUCCUAUAUCUCUAUCUGGAAAUGAUCCUCGGGAAACUUUCGUCAACACUUUUAUGUUGCAAAUAGCCGUGCUGUCGAAUCACCUAAAUGGACGAGACACACAUGUGCGGCAGAUCAAAGUUUAUGGUCCUCGACCGAACCCAUUUCCGCAUCAGCCUUUCCAAUUUACGUCAACAGAGUUUAUUACUUACUCCUGUGUGAGAUGAGAAACGAGAAUCUUCAGAAUAAAAGAUGAGAAAUGUUAUAUCUUGUGCUUCAAGGACCCUUGAAGAGUUUCUUUUGGGAAUGCAGUGAGCUACAUGGCUUUCCUCUCUACCUCGAGACCAUCCUGAUAUCUUCCUAUAUACCCAGGCGAGACUUCAAUUGUGCAAGCGAUUCAGUGCCGGGGCAGUGUCCAUCCACCAGCUUACAGAUUAAUCAGAGAGUGGGCAGAAAAGAGAGACACGAACGAUAUUUUCAUUUUCUUCUCAUCAUUGCUUUAGCAGACUGUUGAAAUUGUAACCACAUGUUGAUGCUCUGGCAACCUUCAUCUAUUGAUGCUUGUUGUUGAUUUAGCCUCCAA
This is a messenger RNA of Syzygium oleosum, 991 nucleotides long. RefSeq names its product anaphase-promoting complex subunit 10. Gene Ontology annotation, cellular component: anaphase-promoting complex. The transcript is spliced from 6 exons. Bases 57 to 635 code for a protein of 192 amino acids. Lineage: Eukaryota; Viridiplantae; Streptophyta; Magnoliopsida; Myrtales; Myrtaceae. The record is from RefSeq and is a predicted model, not a curated record. Gene Ontology annotation, biological process: protein K11-linked ubiquitination; anaphase-promoting complex-dependent catabolic process.